This is a messenger RNA of Lactuca sativa (garden lettuce), 1967 nucleotides long. RefSeq names its product abscisic acid 8'-hydroxylase 2. Gene Ontology annotation, biological process: sterol metabolic process. NCBI's taxonomy places the organism in Eukaryota, Viridiplantae, Streptophyta, Magnoliopsida, Asterales, Asteraceae. Gene Ontology annotation, molecular function: monooxygenase activity; heme binding; iron ion binding. The record is from RefSeq and is a predicted model, not a curated record.
UUUGGCUAAUUUUAUCAUUUUCUCUGAUAAUAAUUUACUUUUCUUAUAAAAUUAUGUAAUAGGAAUUAUCUGGUUAAUAAAUAUUUAAUUAUUUAAUUUAUAAUAUAUUUUAAUAAAUGCCAUUCGUCUAUUUUGAGUUAAUGGACAAUUAAAGAGGUUUAUCUGAGGUUAGGUGUUCUCUUACUUCAUUGCCAUCUGUCCCAGAAAAACAAAGGCCCACCCAACCCCUUCACACUGCCUAUAUAAACCCGCCACCCUCCUCCGCCCAAACCACUUCAGCCACAAUUCGAUAUUUCCCGGGCAUCGAACAAUCACCACCUACGAUGUCUCUCCUUCCACCACCACUUCUCCCUUUCUUACCCCUUGUACCUUUCCUCCUUUUGUUGACGAUCGUGUGUUAUUUCAUACAUCGGCGCCGGGGCCUGCCGGAAAAUGACAAGCGGCGGCUACCUCCUGGUUCAUUGGGUUGGCCUUAUAUCGGCGAAACCCUCAGUCUCUACACACAGAAUCCGAACAAUUUCUUCUCUAAACGUCAAAAAAGGCAUGGGAAGAUUUUCAAGAGUCAUAUACUCGGAUGCCCAUGUGUGAUGACAUCAAGCCCUGAGGUAGCGAAAACCGUCUUGGUGACUCAAUCUCAUCUCUUUAAACCAACAUACCCCACAAGCAAAGAGAUGAUGAUAGGCCCUGAAGCUGUCUUCUUUCACCAAGGCUCCUACCAUUCUCAUCUCAAGAAACUCAUCCGAUCGUCAUUUCUUCCUUCCGCCAUCAAAGGUUUGGUUCCCAAGAUCGAAUCCAUUGUCCUCGAUCUUCUUCCUGUUUGGGAGCAUUCCAAAGUUAUCAACACUUUGCAUGAGAUGAAGAAGUAUUCGUAUCAAGUCGCUAUAAUUUCUGUGUUCGGAAAAAAGUUGGAGGUGGAUGAGAUGGAAGGAGUGAAGCAUUUGUAUCAUUGUAUCGAGAAAGGAUACAAUUCCAUGCCUUUGGAUCUCCCUGGAACUCCAUUCAAUAAAGCAAUGAAGGCGAGGAAGCUUCUGAAUGAGAAAUUGAGGAAGAUGAUAGAAAUGAGAAGAGAGAAUGGGGAGCAUGGUGGAGGAUUGCUUGGGUUAUUAUUAGGAUUAAAGGAAAAUGAUCAAUUGAGUGAUUCACAGAUAGCAGAUAAUAUAAUUGGAGUCAUAUUUGCAGCUCAUGAUACAACUGCAAGUGUCCUAACAUGGCUUCUCAAGUACUUGCAUGAUAAUCCUCAUCUCUUGGAUGCUGUUAAGAUGGAACAAGAAGAAAUCAAAUGCACGAGACUCGAGACCAACCGUGGGAUUACAUGGGAUGAUACACGACGAAUGCCAUUAACUACGCGAGUGUUACAAGAGACACUGAGAACCGCAAGCAUACUCUCGUUUACAUUUCGAGAAGCGGUUGAAGACGUGGAAAUAGAUGGAUAUCUGAUUCCACGCGGUUGGAAGGUUCUUCCUCUCUUUAGAGCCAUUCAUUACUCCUCCGACUUUUUCCCUAACCCCAACAAGUUUGAUCCAUCAAGAUUCGAGGUAGCACCUCGGGUUAACACAUACAUGCCUUUUGGGAAUGGAGUUCACUCAUGUCCAGGGAGCGAGCUAGCUAAGGUUGAGACGCUCAUCCUGGUCCACCACCUCAUCACCUCCCACCGAUGGGACGUGAUCGGAGAUCACAAUGGUAUACAAUAUGUCCCCUUUCCUGUGCCCAAACAAGGCUUGCCAAUCAAAAUCCACCGCAUUAGUGAGAUCUAACGCCCAUGUGGGCCAAAUAUGCAGUGUAGGGAAAUCCAAAUCUAGAAUAGAGUGGAAAUAUAUUUAGCUCUCUUUUGCGGGGUUAUUAAUCUCUCUACCGUUAUAAAUUAAAUAAAGAGCAUAAACUAGUUAUAUAGAAAAAUAUGUUUCAAUGUUUGUGGUUUUGUGUAUGUUUUAGUACUGGUCGAUUCAAAACUUCCAUGUAAGGGGAUA